AUGAUUAUUUCCUUGUGGACCACAUAUAUCAUGGCCCGUAAAGUAGCUGGCUUCCCGCUCCCAGCCUGCAAGACUCAGGAUACUGAAGUGAUGGAGAUGGAGACGGUGUCUGUGCUGGAGCACUGGCUGAGGAAGAUCGAAGAAGAAGCUUCCAAGCUCUUUAAGCAGAAAUUGGAAGGCAAAGCAGAAACCAGGUCAGAAACCAGAUCAGAAAACGGGACAGAAAACAGGAUGGGCCCUGCUGAUACAGGAAUGACCAGGUCACAGAUGGUUCAAGUCUCUAACAGCAGACUGCCGGAGUUGGCGGCAUCUAACCAUUCUCUUUCGGACGGGAGAACAAAGGUCCAGUUCAUACGAUGGAGCCGCACCCAGGUCUAUCGUGUCCAGAGUGACAUGAGAGAGGAAGCCAUGCAAGAGAGGCUGGAUCAAAUCCGGAACAGUGUAUCCCAGCUCAUGAUCCAAGCUAUGCAUGACAACUUGUCAAACACUGACAUCCGGGCCACUCUUUCAAGCUGA
Alligator sinensis (Chinese alligator) is the source of this 516-nucleotide messenger RNA. RefSeq names its product spermatogenesis associated 19 (gene SPATA19). The record is from RefSeq and is a predicted model, not a curated record. The transcript has 6 exons. The coding region runs from base 1 to 516 and encodes 171 amino acids. NCBI's taxonomy places the organism in Eukaryota, Metazoa, Chordata, Crocodylia, Alligatoridae.